Carica papaya (papaya) is the source of this 1764-nucleotide messenger RNA. RefSeq names its product pyridoxin (pyrodoxamine) 5'-phosphate oxidase. Gene Ontology annotation, cellular component: mitochondrion. Gene Ontology annotation, molecular function: NAD(P)HX epimerase activity; pyridoxamine phosphate oxidase activity; FMN binding. Gene Ontology annotation, biological process: pyridoxine biosynthetic process. Lineage: Eukaryota; Viridiplantae; Streptophyta; Magnoliopsida; Brassicales; Caricaceae. The record is from RefSeq and is a predicted model, not a curated record.
UGCUUGGCUGAAAAUGGUGAGGAGCAAGUACAAAAACAAUGUGGUCAGCUAUACGCAAAACCAGAGCGAUGACACGGUUGCUUGUCAUCCAAUCACUUCCUUUCUCUUAUAGCAAGCCUCCAUUUCCAUCUGCACACCCUCACUCUUUCCAGAACCAUCUCUUUUCACUCUCCCGUUCGGGUUCUUUUCCUGCGAAAAUUUGGAGUCCCUCAAUCCGUGCAUUUUGUUCAAAAUCAUCUGAAGUGAAACCAGGAAGCAUGCAAAAUCCGGAAUCGAUAUCGUACCUUACGCAGCGAGAAGCUGCCGAGAUCGAUGAGGAACUCAUGGGCCCUCUUGGCUUUAGCGUCGAUCAGCUCAUGGAAUUAGCUGGUCUAAGUGUGGCGACAUCGAUAGCAGAGGUCUACAAGCCAAGUGAGUAUAGUCGUGUUCUUGCAAUUUGUGGUCCUGGGAAUAAUGGUGGAGAUGGUCUGGUAACUGCUCGUCAUCUGUACCAUUUUGGAUAUAAACCUUCUAUAUGUUAUCCGAAGCGCACCCCGAAGCCCCUUUACACUGGUCUGGUUACUCAGCUGGAAUCACUAUCGGUCCCUUUCUUGUCUGUGGAAGAUCUGCCUGCAGACUUGUCUAAGGACUUUGACAUUCUAGUAGAUGCCAUGUUUGGAUUCUCAUUCCAUGGAACUCCAAGGCCACCUUUUGGUGAUCUGAUUCAAAAGCUAGUUAGUUUGCAUGGUUAUGAUCAGGCAUGUCCCAAACCUCCUGUCAUUGUGUCUGUGGAUAUUCCUUCUGGGUGGCAUGUUGAAGAAGGAGAUGUUGGUGGUGAAGGAAUUACACCUGAUAUGUUGGUCUCUUUAACUGCUCCGAAGUUGUGUGCAAAGAAAUUUCGUGGUCCACACCAUUUUUUAGGAGGUAGAUUUGUUCCCCUGUCAAUUGUGGACAAAUAUAAGCUUGUGCUUCCUUCUUAUCCUGGGACAUCUAUGUGUGUCCGAAUUGGAAAGCCUCCUCAAAUUGAUAUAUCAGCCCUCAGAGAGAACUAUGUAUCUCCAGAAUUACUGGAGGACCAGGUGGAAUCCGAUCCCAUUGAUCAGUUCCGCAAAUGGUUUGAUGAUGCAGUUGCUCGUGGAUUGAAGGAACCAAAUGCUAUGGCUUUGUCAACUGCUGGCAAGGAUGGAAAACCCUCAUCAAGAAUGGUGUUACUAAAAGGAUUCGACGAGGAUGGAUUUGUCUGGUACACCAAUUACAGAAGUAGGAAGGCACGUGAUCUGUCUGAAAAUCCCCAUGUUUCACUUCUUUUUUACUGGGAUGAUCUUAAUCGGCAGGUAAGAAUUGAAGGAUCUGUCCAGAAAGUUUCAGAUGAAGAAUCUGAACAGUACUUUCAUAGCCGUCCUCGUGGAAGUCAGAUUGGAGCAAUUGUUAGCAAGCAGAGUUCUGUUAUUCCUGGAAGGCAAGUUUUGCACCAACGAUACAAAGAACUAGUAGAAAAAUACUCUGAUGGAAGUUUGAUUCCAAAACCUAUAUAUUGGGGAGGAUAUAGGCUUAAACCACACCUUUUCGAGUUUUGGCAAGGACAGCAAUCUCGUUUACAUGACAGGUUAUUAUAUUCUCCACGAGAGAUCAAUGGAAAACGAGUGUGGAGAAUGGAUAGGUUGGCUCCCUGACUAGUAUUCGCAGCUUCCUCGUUGUGAGUUGGAUCAAUUAGAGAUUGAUGGAAAAGAAGAUGCAUUUAUGCGCUCCCCUGAUAGGCAGAUCUCAGGAUUUGUCUGGUACACA